Messenger RNA from Sporormia fimetaria CBS 119925, 860 nucleotides. The record is from the annotation of a GenBank genome assembly. NCBI's taxonomy places the organism in Eukaryota, Fungi, Ascomycota, Dothideomycetes, Pleosporales, Sporormiaceae.
CCUCGUCUUACGCCUUCUCCAAUUUGUUGGCAAACUCUCUCGGAAACUCCGACUUCUCGCCAACUUUGGACCGUGUUCAGCCACCCACACACUCGCGGGGACGUCGCAGUAAGCUGUGGGGAAUUUGGCCUCCCGUAUGUCCAGCUCGGACAGCUCCAUUUUACAAGCGCUCCGGGUGUGAGCAGCCAGAGUGGCGCACGGUCCUGCGCCAUGGGUAUGUUGUGUUGAUCAGACUACGCUGCUCCUUGGUGAGCCAGACGGAGUCAAGACCAGCUCUUGUCCUGCCCGAGAGAACUCCGUGGAGCCAUUCGCCAGAGCCUGCUUACCAUGAUCGGUGCCAACUGCGCUCCGCCGCAUUGCCAUUCUUCAUUGCACAACGCUUGUGGAGCUCGUCGAAAUUUGGGUCCGUAGACAUGGUGGCUUCUCAUUGGUGGGAAAACACGUCCGGCUUGGAGGAUGGCUGAAUGUAUUCAGGCAAGAGAAAUCAAGACAGAACAGUGGAAAUACUUGGGAAGAACUCAGAGACAUCUGCAGCAGCGUUGUGUGUGUUGAGCUACUACACAUGUUGGUGGGUCUGCCCCCUUCGGAUCUUUCGGGGACUCGAGCUGCCCCUCAUUGCCCCAAACCCCACCCAGAGAUCACUGCAUGUGGAACGCUAUGGGAGACAAAAAUCAGUCAGACCUUGGGAAAGUUAAAUCAACCCCUUCCUGGAGCUACAUCUGACGUUCGGACGGAUUGUGAGAAAGAAUGACGUGCAACGCUAAGAAUUAAUCAUUGAAUGCCUUUGCUCGACGAUUCGAUAGCGACGGUACAGACACCAAUACAGCAACACUGCAGGACGUGUUUGGCGUCGUCGUAGU